GAAAGACAAAAUGAUACAGCGAAGAAAACUGGUAAGACUGUUCCAUACAAAAAAAAAAAAAAGUUCCAAACAAGAUUGUCUUCAUGCUGAGGGGGUUGACAAUAACGUACCUGCACGUGGAAUCACAUCUGCAUAUUUCAUGGAAAGCAUGAUUGCUGUAUCUUUUUGAAUUUCUAAAUUAAAUCUCAGUUUCCCAUCGUUUAAAUCAUUCGUCAUGAGGAUGGCGUUUGUUGAGAAGAAAAAUAGAUUCAGAUUUGCAGUACCGAAGAACAGUGAAAAAAGACACGGACUAAUGGUAAAAGAUAUGACGCGGACGGAGGACGAUUGGACCUUUUUGUUGUGCUAUCCCAGUUCGGUUGCUUCGGAUAGAAUUGUUGGCAAGAUCUUGACGGCAAUUGAGGGGAUCGGCUUGGACAUCAUAGGGAUGAGAUUAAUGUGCGCAUCAGCAAAAUUUCUGACUACACACUUCGACAGGGAUGGUAGAAACCCUUGUCCCGGUGAUUCUAUGCUACAUCUUACUCGCUAUCCAUUUAUUGCCAUGAUAUUGGUAGGUGAAGGUGCUAUUGAGAAGGCUCGUCAGCUUACAUCACAAGAAUAUGAAUCAUAUUUUACCUGCCAAAAGGUAAUUCAGCUUACAUCAGAAAAGGAAACAGUUGCGCCUGGCAGGCUAAAAGCUUACACCAGUGAUUCAUAUAAAAGUGCAGUAGAAGAUUAUGAAUUGUGGUUUGGUAGUGACUCUCUUUUCACCUGGAGAAAACAAGUAGAGGCAAGUAAAUAUCUGGCAUGUGCAUUCCCUGAUGGCACUGUAUCUGGCCCAACAGUCGAUGUUAGGGAAAACAUAGUGAAAUUGGAGCCCUAUAUUACCGUUCCACCAUAAGUUUCCGGUUCUUGUUAUGAAAUACAAUGUCUAUUUCAUUUUCUACAGAGUUUGUCUCUCAUUGUUUUGCCUAAAAGAGGGUUGGUGAUAGUUGUGGCUAGCCAUCGAUAGACCAAAAGAGGGUGAGAGCAGUACCAAGAUGUUUGACCGCUUGGGAAGUCUUCGUGUACCUUUGUUUGGUUGAAAACCAGUCAUUUCCUUGGGAAAGGGCGAGACCAGCACCAGGAUGGGUGGCCAUUUGGGAAGUCCUCCUUUUCCUUUCUAGCCUACCCCAAUUUUUUUGGGACUAAAGUCUUAGAAGAAGAAGCUUCUCACUGUUUUUGUCUUUACUUUGUUUUAUAUACUCUCAAUAUGUUAUUUCAGGAAUUUUGCCGACAUUUACUACAAGGAUGAUCUUACAUUUGUCCUAAUUAGGCCUUUGGCUUUCAAGAAGCAAUGUGUGGGUGAAUUGGUAUCCAUUAUUGAGCGUAACUCCUUUUACAUAAAAGGUUUGCGAAUGUCUUUGAUUUAAUCUAGUUUACUGUAUGUCUAGGUUGAUGUUUUUGAAAUUUGAGGUCACAAUUUGGUUUAUACAAUUCUUUUAUGCUAGGGUUAAAGCUGGUAAGAAAGUCUGAAUUUCCUCACAGCGAGGCAUGGCUUGCUUCGUCAAGUGGAGUUGAUGAAUAUGAAUUUGGUAUUGGUAUUGCCAUGCCUGUGCGUCAUAUUCUCCCACAGAUACAAAUAGUUGAAUAUGACGCUUAUUUAUUUUAUCAU
This is a messenger RNA of Papaver somniferum (opium poppy), 1630 nucleotides long. RefSeq names its product nucleoside diphosphate kinase-like. NCBI's taxonomy places the organism in Eukaryota, Viridiplantae, Streptophyta, Magnoliopsida, Ranunculales, Papaveraceae. The record is from RefSeq and is a predicted model, not a curated record. Bases 215 to 877 code for a protein of 220 amino acids. The transcript is spliced from 4 exons.